Molecule: messenger RNA, 4149 nt
Organism: Chanos chanos (milkfish)
Lineage: Eukaryota; Metazoa; Chordata; Actinopteri; Gonorynchiformes; Chanidae
Gene: map1sb
Product: microtubule-associated protein 1Sb
Exons: 7
Coding region: 1-4149 (1382 amino acids)
Biological process (GO): axonogenesis; regulation of microtubule depolymerization; dendrite development
Cellular component (GO): microtubule associated complex; cytosol; dendrite
Molecular function (GO): microtubule binding; actin binding
Source: RefSeq, a predicted model, not a curated record
AUGGCGUCGGAGCUAACGGCAGCAAAGGAAUCGCAGGGAAUCCAAGACCGAACAACCCACCCUGGAUUCAGCGAUGAAAAAUAUUCCAUGUUGAUAGUUAUCGGAGCGCUGUAUCGUCCAAAUCUACUGGACUAUGCUGUUGUAGAGAUUGAAAGAGGAAUACGCUCAUGGGACGUGGACUUGUCAGUGUGUAACCUGGAUGAGCAGCUUAAACUCUUUGUAUCUCAACACUCUUCACAGCCACCCAGUGACAUCAAAGGUCAGAGGCUAUUUCAGUACAAAACGAAUGUGCUAGACUCCAGAUUUGUGGUCAAUCCUUCAGAAGAGUUUCUGUACUCUGAGGUAUACCGACUGAUUUCAGACACAUCUCGACAUAAGCUUCUUGUACUUUCUGGGCAGUGUUUAGAAGACACUGGGGAUCUGGUCCUGCAAACUGGACAGUUCUCACCCUCUGAUUUCACCCAGAUCCUGGCAGAUGAAGAGAUUCAACUGCUGUUGAAUUCAGCGAGCACAACUGGUAAAGCGAGCCUUACUUUGAGUAGCCCUAAAUCUGGAAAAUGGAAGAACUCCGUGCUUGGGAAGCAUAGUCUACAGGAAAUAAUCGAAAUUAAAGUUAACCCUUUAAUGGUGCUACCCAAAAUGGAUGGCCUUCAGGAAUUUACAGAUUUCCUUUCCGAGUCCUUAGAGCACCAGUCACCAUUUGAUCUUCUGGAGCCGCCUAGUACAGUGGGAUUUCUCAAACUUUGCCGCCCUUGCUGCUAUAUCUUCCCAGGUGGAAGAGGUGACUGUGCCUUCUUUGCAGUGAACGGAUUCAAUGUCUUAGUAAAUGGUGGUGCAAAUCCACGCUCUUGCUUUUGGAAGUUGGUGAGGCAUUUGGAUCGUGUUGAUUCAGUGCUUCUUACUCAUGUUGGAGCAGAUAGCUUGCCUGGGGUGAACAGCCUGUUAGAGAGAAAAGUUGCUGAGCUUGAUGAGGAUGAGCCAACUGAUUCACACAAAAAAGACAAAUGGUUGAAAAACCUCAUAUCCCCAGAGCUUGGUGUGGUUUUUCUCAAUGCCCCAAACAAGCUGAAAAAGCUUCAAGGUGACCCAAAUAUACUGCGGUGCACCGACCAAUUAGCUCUCACUUUACGAUAUCUGGAAACCCUUAAAAUCACACCAGAGCCACUUCUGCGUAUGACAAACACGACUAUAGAUCCAGUUAUUCUUUUUCAGAAGAUGGGAGUUGGAUGUCUUGAACUUUAUGUUCUCAAUCCAGUUAAGCGAAGCAAGGAGGUCGAGACCUUCAUGGGUAACUGGCCAGAGAAUACCUCUAACCCCAAAGGCUCAGAACUCCCUUUGACAUCUCUUGUAUCUGUUUGUGCUCUCUUAGUGUGGCACCCUGCUAGUCCAUAUGAAAAGAUUAUUCGAGUACUAUUCCCUGGCUCUACACCCCAGGCAAAGAUACUGGAAGGUUUGGAGAAGCUGAAGCACAUGGAGUUCCUGAAAAGGCCUGUGGUGUGUUCCAAAGACCUUGAUACAUCAAAGUUAGAUAAGAAUCCCAAACGAGCAGAGAGCCAAGACAGUGUCAAGUCUACUACCAAAGACACCAGACCAGCAAGUGCUGUUUUCAAAGAAAAGUCAUCUCGUGGAGAUGACCGGACUGCAGAUGUGAAAGACAAAACCAAAGUAAUAAAUGGUAACGACUGUAAAGAUGAGGAUAAAUCAAAAUCUUUUAGUGGUGGUGUCAAGACGAAAUCCUCCAAAACUGAGAAAACCUCUAUGAAGAAGGAGUCACCAAAGGAGUCUAAAAAGGAAGACAAGAGUACUGCAUCUGCCUUGAAGAGACAGGAAAAUGGACAAAAGAAAGCACCAGGUAAAAAUGACACCCCCAUGAGCAAACCAAAAGCUGAUAUAAAAUCUGAGCAGAAGAAGGACGUGAAGAGAGAUGCUAAGAGUGAGGAGAAAAAAACAACAAAGGUUACUGGAAAAGACCCCAAAAAAGUCUCAGCAGGGUCUGCACCCCCAUCUCUCGAGCCAAAUAAGUUUGGAGGUCCAAAGAAGGAUGGAGCGAAAACAAAUAAAGGGACUGAUGAUAAAGUCAAAAUCAAUAAAACUAAUAAAGAGCAGCAGAACCAGAAGUUAUCAGGUGAUCCUGAAGAUAAUCCAAAUGACUCCUUGAUGUCCUCAUCAGAGAAUAUGGCGUCAGAAUUUCUGGAAAUGGAACAAGAGCAGAAGCUUGGGGUGCCCACUGAAAAAGAAAGCAAUGGAGGGGUUGAUACCAGAUUUUCAGAUAAAAAUAUGGAUAAAACUACGGGGAUGUUAGACAGCGCCCAAGAGCUCAGUGCCACUGUACCUGGACAUAAGGCAGGCAGAAAGGAAGAUUUGGCAUGUCCAGAGAUGUUCUGCUGCAGGGAAAACAAAGCUGUUGACUGUCCUGCUCCAUUCAAGACCUCAAAGUCUGAGCGGAGUGUGAAUUUGGACCUCACACCCACUGAGUAUACUUUGCUUGAUGGAGCAUUGAAGGAAAACCCUGAGAAAAAUGGUCAAGAUGAUGUUUGUGCUAGCCCAGAGGAGAAGACUUUGGAGUUGAUCUCUCCCAGAUCAGGCCCAAACAGUGCAGGUCAUACACCUUACCACCUUUCCCCUGAGGAGAUGUGGGCCCCUAGAGAGCACAGCUGUAUGGGAACGAAAAUGAGCCUGGGCUCAGAGAACCAACAGACAGGAUCGUUUAAGAAUUCAGAAUCAGGUUUGCCCAAAAACUAUCAAGAGAAUAACUCUACAUCUUCCAAAGAGAAACACUCCAGUUUCCUUUCACUCAGUUCAUUUAAAGAUACGGCUCCUGACAUAUCCCCUACUGUAACCACCACCCAUUCCAUGCCUGCAGAAGUUACUUCCCCACAGUCCACUGAGGUUGAUGAGUCUCUGUCAAUGUCAUUCGAGCAAGUUCUUCCGACAGUUAGUGAAUCUACCAAUGAGGAUGAAACUUCAUACUCUAAUGGGCACUUUGUUGAAUCUGAUUUCAAAGUUGGAAUGUCCUUGUCUUUAAAAAUGCCCCAUACCAAGAGAGUUUUGAAUGAUGGUUCAGAGGGAUGUCCUCCUGGAUCACAAGGGCAUGCAUUUGAUACCGCUCAUGAUGUCGAUCUGUGCCUGGUCUCUCCUUGUGAAUUCAAGCAUUUUAAACCUGCUGGCACACAACAGCAUCGACUCUCACCUACUAAUGCCAGCCCUCACGACUUGUCAGAUGAUAGUGACCACUCACAGGAGGUUGCUCAGCCCCUGGCACACUCUUGUUCAGGUAGCAAGUCCAAUCAUCAUGUUCAUGAGACUCAACUCACAUCAGCCAGUGACUACUUGCCCACAGCUUCAGACUCAGACUUGCCUCCAGGUACAGAGGAUUGUCCAUCCAUCACAACAGAUGGUGCCCUUGAUUCUGACGAUGAAUCUGGAGUCCACUUUCCACUGCAGAACCUAAAUGACAGUUUGAACUCUAAUCGGGGGAAUCUUUCUGUGCCUCAAGAUCCAAGUCCAGUUCCUAUGAAAGACUUACCACCACUUCAGCCCCAACCUGGCACCUGUAUGCCUGAUCCAGAAACCCGUGGGAAAAAUGUCAAGGUUGUCGGAACAAAAUCCAGAAAGUCAGCUGGGGUUAUCCAGAGACUGACACCCAGCGGUAGUACUGUUCUUGGCAACAAAACAAAGACUGGAAGUCAAAGUAGUUCUGUUGGAAAUAUUAGGACCAACCCAGCUGCAGACACUUACACUGCAUCUCGAACCACAAACUCUACUCCAAAGAGGUCCACUCCUGCAAAUAGCAAAGGAGGUACCUCGGUGUAUUUGGACUUGGCAUAUCUUCCCUCAGGCCAUGCAGCUUCCACUAUUAACGUUGACUUCUUUUGCCGCCUGCGCUCUUCCUGUUACAUCAUCAGUGGGGAUGACACAGUCAAGGAAGCCUUCAUGAGGCCAAUACUGGAUGCCUUGCUUGAUGGAAAAUCUGUGUGGCCUGAGGAUGUACCGGUGACGCUUAUUCCAACAUUUGACUCAUUGACGAUGCAUGAGUGGUACCAGCAGACUCAGGAGAGACAACGGGAGCUAAACAUCACUGUUCUGGGCAGCAACAGCACUGUAGCCAUGCAAGAGGAAACAUUCCCUGCUUGUAAAGUGGAAUUCUAA